Molecule: messenger RNA, 1179 nt
Organism: Chara braunii
Lineage: Eukaryota; Viridiplantae; Streptophyta; Charophyceae; Charales; Characeae
Source: the annotation of a GenBank genome assembly
UGUCUCUCUCUGUCGUAGUCUGAGAAGUCAGGUGGUGAGAGGGUGAGAAGAGAUGGUGGACUUAGAGGAGGAAGAAGAAGAAUCUCUCUCUCUCUGUGUAUCCAGUACUAACCUGUGAAGUUGGUGCCUUGAUGCAGGUACCUCGCAGAUGGAGCUGGAGCGAUGGCGCCACAGCGGGAGGAGGAGCGGGAGGAGCGGGAGGAGGGGUGAGAAAAGGAGCGGGAAAAGGAGGAAUGGGAGGAGGAGCGGGAGGAGGAGCGGGAGAAGGAGGGGUGGGAGGAGGAGCGGGAGGAGGAGCGGGAGAAGGAGCGGGAGGGGAAACGGGAAGGGGCGGAGGAGCCGUGGGAGGAGGAACGGGAGAAGGAGGAGCGGCAGGGGAAACGGGGAGGGGGUUAAGAGCGAGAGAAGGAGCACGUGAGGAAACGGGAAGGGGCGGAGGAGGCGGGAGGAGGGGCAGUAGAAGGACCGGGAGGAGGAGCAGGAGGGAGUUAACCGACACGCAUGAGGCGAGCGGGAGGGGGAGGAGGAGGAGGAGGACUGGGAGGAGCGGGAGAAGGAGCAGGAGGAGGAGUGGGAGAAGGAGCGGGGAAGGAGCUAUGGCCGAGGAAGAGGAGCGGAAGAAGGAGGGGGAGGAGCAACGGGGGGAGGAGCAGGAGAAGCAGCGGGAGGAGCAGGAGUGGGAGGAGCAGCAAGAGGGGGAGCGAGAGGAGAGGGAGGAGAGGGAGAAGGAGAGGGAGGAGGAGCGGGAGAAGGAGCGGGAGCGGGGCUAUGGCGGGAUCUUUGUCACGUUGUUUGGCGGAGGAGUGGCAGGAGGAGUGGGAGAAGGGACGGGAGGAGGUGUGGGAGGAGCGGGAGGAGUGCAAGGGGAAACGGGAAGGGGCGGAGGAGGUUUGGGUGGAGGAGCGGGAGGAGGAGUGGGAGGAGGAGCGGCAGGGAAAACGGGGAGGCGGCUAGGAGCGGGAUGAGCGCAAGGGGAAACGGGAACGGGCGGAGGAAGCGCCGGAGGAGGAGCGGGAGAAGGAACGUAAGAGUUCAAAGGAGGGAGGGGGGGAGGGAAGGUGGACAUUGAUUGAUUGAUUGAUUGAUUGAUUGAUUGAUUGAUCGAUCUCAAAAAAAAAAAAAAAGACCGCCCCAUUCUCCUUUUUUGUUUUUGUUUUUCAAUCAAUCAAAUCAACCACG